CAUCACAGAGAUCUAUACGUUUGUCAUUGCCGGUUCCUCGGUGCAUCAAAGCAACGAAUGACUUCUUGCUUACCAACCAAAAUGACGACUGUAGGUUAUAUUAACGCCUCCAACUUCGGUCUGAACACCACUCCCAAUACUGCAGUGCAGUAAGAAGCACUAGACAUCACCAGACAUCCGAGUCAGCGAUAGCGCAGCAUUAUCGGUGUUCAGGCUUUUCUUCAACCAGACAAAAUUCAACCAUGACUGAGUCGACGGAUCAAGACGUGAAUGGUUUCCACUAUUUCCGGACGCAAGUCUACGCAAAUCUAUCGGGAGGAGAGAAGCUUUCUCAGGUUUACGAUAAUUGGGCGGAAUACUAUACAAAGCAAACUGGCAGUGUGGGCUACAGCGGUCCGGCCAACCUGGCCGCCCUGGCGUCUGACGUCAUCAGAGAUAAAUCCUCCAGGAUCCUUGAUGCUGCAUCUGGAACAGGAAUGGUCGGCGAGGAGCUCAAGAGGCGUGGCUUCACCAACAUCGACGCCCUCGAUCCCUCCCAAGGUUCUCUUGAUAAAAGUAAAGAGCAUCAGUCUUACACCGAGUACAUAUGUGACACGUUGGAUGAGCAUCAGACCACCGUUCCAGACAGUCACUAUGAUGCCGUUGUAAUGUGCGGAGCCUUUGGUAUUCCUGGCCACGUGAGCGACGCCUGUUUCCCAGAACUCAUCCGAAUUACGAAACCAGGUGGUCACAUCAUGAUCACAAUGAGUACCAAGGUGUCGGAGGACUGGAACGACAAGUUAGAAGCGGCAAUUCAGUCACACGUCCAGCAAGGAUCGUGGGAAGUUGUAGAUGACCGUUGGAUCACGUACCAUGAACACGAUACCAUCAAUGAAAAAGCAAAAGUGCCGAUUCUCAGAGUCGUAAAAAAGUAGCCGACAAAGCGAUGCCGCACAAUAAAAAAAAAACAAUGAUAAGGCCAAAAAAAAUUAAAAAUCGGUCUCUGGUCAGACCGAAGUUUCGGAAUUGAUGCGGCGACUCGUUUUUUUUGGGGGGGGGGGGGUGUUUUUUUAAUUUUUUCAAGCUUGAAUUGUACAGACAAGAUGGGUACUAUUUUGCUUUUUUGUGCCCUCAUUAUACAUUGGUGUUCUCCAUAAUUUGCCUUGGUGCCCUUUAUCAUUUGCCUUGGUGCAAUUUCUCCAUUCCUUGGUGCUCCUUGGUACAAAAAUGUGAGGAGUUGCGGCAAUAGAGGGCGCUGUUGAAGCUUCCGUGUUAAUUUGACGGAAAAAAAGGUUGACGCGCAUGAUUAAAAUCGACGCGCGCGCUGUGCAGAGACCGGAGUAUUUUUUUUUUGGCCUAAGUUUUAUAAUAACUAUCAAAGUGACUUAAUGUCACUUGUGUAAUGUGACGAAUUUAAUGUCCUGAUUGUCUAUCAUUUGAAUAACCACAAAAUGUUUUGGAUGCAAGGUGAACUAUCACUGCUUGUUUGAUUCUUGCAUAGUUUUUGUGUUUAGCACUUUGCGAUUUAACCGUAAGAUGGAUUUUAGGUAUAAAGCACAUUUUUAUUUAGGCCAUCAGCCUCGGUCCAAAAUUUUGGCCACCGGUAUCAAAUGAGGGGAAUAAUCGUCAUAGCGUUUUUUGGCAAGGUAUACACCUCCAGAGUUGGAAAAUAUCUGAUAGCAUUGCAGCGGUGGCAGCCUUUUGGGUGUUAUCACUUUUUUUUUUUUAAUAUAAUGUAUCCAUCAAAAUGUUGUUACCACUCAAUGGGCGGUAUACCUUGCGCAUGCGCACUAUAAUCAUUUUUGCUAAGCAUGACUUUAAAAUGAAGUGGUCUAAGAUUUUUAAUGGAGAGCAAUAACAUAACUGUACUUGAAGUGCGCCCUCUUUUAUGAAGUUUCAGAAAAUGUACUUAACCCUAACCCCCUAGGCGUUUUUGCUAGGAUAGGAACCAUCCUCAAUCCUCCAAAAUUUUACAACAGCGCCUAAAUUCUUCAAAAUUUCAGACAUUCCUGCCUCAAAAUGCAUUCGUCCUCAAUCCUCCAAAACCCUCCUCAUCCAAAAAUGUUGCACUUAUGUUCAAAUGAAGGGUACCCAGCCCCUCAAUCCUUCAAAGUCGUCAGACAGUCCUGCCUCAAAAUGCCAUUCAGCCUCAAUCCUCCAAAGUCCUUUUCUGAAAAAAAUACCAUUCAGCCUCAAUCCUCCAAAAUGCUGAUCUAAAAAAUACCAUUCAGCCUCAAUCCUCCAAAAUUCUCCAAAACCACAAGGAAGAUUUUGGAGGAUUGAGGAUGGUUAGGGUUAAUGAAGAAUCUUACAGGUUAAGGGCAAUAUGACGUUCUGGAACGAAGUUGGUUUCCAAAAUUCAUAUCUAACCCCUUACCCCAGGGCCUUUUUUGCUAGGAACCAUCCUCCAUCCUCCAAAUGUUGCACUUGUGUUCAAAUUAACCAAUACUGAAUACCCAUGUGUCCUCCAUCCUCCAAAAGUUUACGUUACAUUCAUCAUCAAUCCUCCAGAAUCCUCCAAAACUGCACGGAGGACUUUGGAGGAUUGAGGAGGAUUAGGAUUAAGCUUCUUAUUUGAAUCUGAAGAUUGUUAUCCCUUCACUAGUGUCUGGACAUCUUUUACAGAUCAGUUUCUAAAGAGGAGUCGAGAUGCUGUGGGUGAGGUUUUCCUCUUAACAUACAAGAACAAAUCAAUAUGCAAUCUGCAAAAAAAGUGAUAAGUCUUAAACAACUGCACACGUAUUUAUUGCACAGUACAUCAUCAUGUAAUGUACCUACUUUUGUUUAAUUCAGGUUGUAGCAUUGCCAUGGCUAUGUAGUUUGACCAAAUAAAUAAAACCUGUAAUUAACUGUAAUUAAAUCAA
Messenger RNA from Patiria miniata (bat star), 2843 nucleotides. RefSeq lists its product as uncharacterized. NCBI's taxonomy places the organism in Eukaryota, Metazoa, Echinodermata, Asteroidea, Valvatida, Asterinidae. Bases 243 to 914 code for a protein of 223 amino acids. The transcript is spliced from 6 exons. The record is from RefSeq and is a predicted model, not a curated record.